This is a messenger RNA of Diversispora eburnea, 522 nucleotides long. Lineage: Eukaryota; Fungi; Glomeromycota; Glomeromycetes; Diversisporales; Diversisporaceae. The record is from the annotation of a GenBank genome assembly.
AUGAGUUCUAUACCACGCUUGGUCAAAAAUAUAUUUAAGGUUGGUCCUAGAUCAGCUUUUAAACAAAUGUUAACCAUUGGUGAAGUCAAAACUGGUACACUUGUUGGUGUUGACAAGUUUGGUAAUAAGUAUUUCGAAAAUAAAGAAGAGGUUUGUGGUCGAGAUCGAUGGGUAGAAUAUGCUCAUUAUCAUUCGGAUUCUAGUCAAAUACCAUCAGAAUGGCACGGUUGGGUACAUAAAAUAAUAGAUGAACCGCCAACAGUAAAUCCACCGAUAUCUUUAAAAUACCUUCAAGAACAUACUGAAAAUUUCACAGGUACUCCCAAAGCUUUUAAGACUUAUAAUACAACUGCACCAAAAAUUAUAGCUUGGGAACCGAAAUCAUAUUGUACUCUGGCUGUGAUGUCAUUGACACCCCCAUGUUCAUUAAUAUCCAACGCAGCAUCUUACAUUCUUCGUUCUCCUGGUUUCACAAGCAAUUCAGCCGUUUUUAAUAGCCCUUUCUAUCUGUACUCUGCAUAA